Molecule: messenger RNA, 5777 nt
Organism: Phlebotomus papatasi
Lineage: Eukaryota; Metazoa; Arthropoda; Insecta; Diptera; Psychodidae
Gene: fz2
Product: frizzled-2
Exons: 3
Coding region: 1088-3010 (640 amino acids)
Biological process (GO): non-canonical Wnt signaling pathway; canonical Wnt signaling pathway
Cellular component (GO): plasma membrane
Molecular function (GO): Wnt receptor activity; Wnt-protein binding
Source: RefSeq, a predicted model, not a curated record
GUCAGUUCAGUGAGAAGUGUUACGGUGUUUGGGUGCUUUCUCGUUCCGGACACAAAGUUUUUUGACAACUAUUCGAGAUUAUCCAGAAACCUCUUCCAAAGAAGUUUUCCCGGUGUCUAAUGUCCUGUGUGAGAUUCAGUUGUGUCAAAAAAGUUAUUCAAAUUAGUGUCAAAUUGACGUAAAAUAUCCCCGUCAAAGCAAACGUCAAAAAACAGAAUUGAUUGAGUGCAAAAAAAAACCGAAAUAAAUCUUACAGUGUUGACUUGGAUACAAUUAUUCCAAGAUAAUUUCUUAAGGUAAACACACGUGAAAAGUGAUAAAAAGCAAAUGCGGUGUAGUUAAGAAACAUACUUUACUUAUGUGGUAUGUUCUAAGGCAAAUUCAGCAGUGAUUUUUUUUGUAAUGUGAAACAGGCCCUAUUCCCUAAAAAGCAAAAUCAUAAAAAGAACCCAGAAGUGCAGCCCCAAAAAUUGUGGUGAAAGAAAUCAAAAGGCCAAAAACUCUCUAAUUUUUUAUGUGUUUUAUACAAGUUUUCCCGCACUUCCAACUCUAAGCUAAAGUAUUUCCCGAUAAGAAAAGCCAGAGAGUGCCGUAGCGACAUUUACUGAAAGUAAAAUCGAUUUAUUUUCACAACCCCUCGUCUAAAAAGGCAACCACUACUUGUACACCCCAAAAUAUAUAACAAAACACCGUCUCCCUGACUUGGGGGUUGGCCUGGAAGGAAUUUCGGGUAUAUGCCCUCCGAGAUUGUGACACAGGGAAAAACUGUGGAAAUUGUUUUUCUAUGUGAAGAAACACUCUACCUCCAAACGUCGCUGAGGUCACGGAGCAAACUAGAGCCUGGGAUCAAAAUGUUGUUCUAUUAGAUGCAUUGCAAUUGCUUGACUCCAAGACGCGGCAAAAUGGAGAAUCAGCCUGGAGCAGCUUGAAUCCAAUAAGGAUCUGAAGUAGCUUGAAGGGAAUAGUUGUGGAGAAAGCAAAGCUGCAACAGAAGCAACCAAAGGUCAAUCAACCCCAUAUUCCAGUGGAGUAAAAGAACAAAGUGAUAGUUGGUAAACGAAAUACAAGGACGUCAUUUGUGGCCACAAUGACGCUCCUUUGGACGGUGCCCUUGCUCACGAGCCUCGUGAUCCUGCAAUGUCAAGCCUUUGGUGAUAUGCACGCCAGUCCAGCCCCUGGAAUGCACCACAUGGGCUACAGCAAAGAGCCAAAGUGUGAAGAGAUUACGAUACCAAUGUGCCGUGGUAUUGGAUACAACAUGACAUCCUAUCCCAAUGAAAUGAACCAUGAGAAUCAGGAUGAUGCAGGCCUGGAGGUGCAUCAGUUCUGGCCCCUGGUGGAAAUCAAUUGUUCACCGGAUUUGAAAUUUUUCCUGUGUUCAAAGUACGCUCCAAUCUGUUUGGAGGACUACCACAAACCCUUGCCGGUAUGUCGAACGGUAUGUCAGAGAGCUAGGGAUGGAUGUGAACCCAUAAUGCAGAGGUACAGUUUUCCCUGGCCCGAGAGGAUGGCAUGUGAAUCCUUGCCUCUCUAUGGAGAUACAGACAAUCUCUGCAUGGAGCAACCUGACUAUGUGAAUGCUGCUGAAGGAGAGUCUGGACACAAAGAACCAGCUCAGAAGGCUACAAAGAAACCACCAACAUCACCAACUCAGACCCCGGCCCGGGACAGUGGCAAGUGCAAGGGGAAGAAUUCAAAAAACUGCCAAAACACCCCAGGGGAAAGGACAACAAAGGAGUGCGGGUGCUGGUGCCGUCCGCCUCUGAUUUCCCUGGGGAAGGAGACCAUCUGGUACAACACAAGUGUCGCAAAGGUCGGAAGCGUCCCAAAUUGCGCCAUCCCGUGCAAGGGGGCAUUCUUCACGCACGAAGAAAAGGAAUUCGCCGGCGUAUGGAUCGCCCUGUGGUCGGGACUCUGCUUCGUCAGUACAUUAAUGACACUCUCUACUUUUCUUAUCGACACCGAACGAUUCAAGUACCCUGAGAGACCAAUUGUCUUCCUCUCAGCCUGCUACUUCAUGGUGUCCAUUGGAUAUCUAACCAGGGUGUUCCUGGGACAUGAAGAAGUUGCAUGUGAUGGAAGAUUUAUAAGGUAUACUGCAACUGGACCUAGUAGUUGUACCCUUAUCUUCCUUCUAGUCUACUUCUUCGGCAUGGCUUCGUCAGUUUGGUGGGUUGUUCUGAGUUUUACAUGGUUUCUGUCAGCUGGACUCAAAUGGGGCAAUGAGGCUAUUGCCAAGCAUUCUCAGUACUUUCACAUGGCCGCCUGGCUUAUACCCAGCGUCCAGAGUGUUGCAGUUCUGUUGUUGACAGCUGUUGAUGGGGAUCCAGUUGCAGGAAUCUGCUAUGUUGGCAAUAUGUCAACGGAAAACCUGCGAACUUUCGUGUUAGCGCCACUCUUUGUCUACCUGGUAGUUGGAACGACUUUCCUAAUGGCAGGAUUUGUCUCUCUGUUCCGUAUUCGGAGUGUAAUUAAACAGGAAGGAGGAUUAGGGGCUGUAACCAAGGCAGAUAAACUGGAAAAGUUAAUGAUCCGAAUUGGGAUCUUCAGUGUACUCUACACUGUGCCUGCAACCAUUGUUAUCGGUUGCUAUCUCUACGAGGCGUCCUUCUUUGAUGACUGGAUGACCGGACUGACGUGUCCUUGCAUCAACAUGGACAAGACUCGAGAACGUCCUAUCUAUUCAGUCCUUAUGCUCAAGUACUUUAUGGCCCUGGCUGUGGGGAUUACGUCGGGAGUAUGGAUCUGGUCGGGCAAGACCCUAGACUCAUGGCGACGCCUCUGGCGACGGCUAUUUGGGACGCCUGAUCGCAGUGGUGCCAACCAAACCCUUCUCAACAAGAGACCACCUAUUCCACAGCCCUAUGUGGGAUCUACUCUAGGUCCUGGAAGUGCUACUGCUUCCCUGCUCACAACGCCCUACACUCAGGCACCGGGCAGUGUUGCCUCCACCAGUCACCAUCAUCUCCACCACCAUGUUCUCAAGCAACCACCUCUGAGCCACGUAUGACCUGGCGACCUGGGCGCGAUGGCACCCAUCGGGAGUAGUGCGUCUGUGCCACCGCCCGGAUCCAGCUCCGAUCCACGUGCCGUGUCCGUGGUGGUGACGCUGCCGCAGCCGGGUCAGGCGCUCAGCGACUACGGCCCCAUAUAGUUGACCGUGCGACCCACAGAUCAGCAGAAAGCACGCUGGAUCUCCAGCCACUUCAGUCAAGUAUGAUUGGGCAUGUGUGUUUUCGAAGGCUCUCUAGUCUCGUGUUUUUUGUGUGUAUAAUUUAUUUCACUUCACUUCAUAAUCCCCAUAUAGUCUGAAACCUCGUGGUAUUUGCGUGAAGAUAGCCUUUCUUUGGAAAAUUUCGCGUUGUACUAAAAAUAUUAGCCUUUAAAUCCACUUAUUAAGAAUCCCGUAUUCGGUAUUCAUUAAUAACUACGGAAAAAAUAUGGUUAGACACAUGGGGUAUCCGAAGUAAAUAGUUUUAGAACAUGUACUAAAAAUCUCAAAUUGUUCUAAAAAUAUUUAUACACAAAUAUCUGUGGAGAAAUACAAAAUUUCUUGAAGGAUUCCUUCAAGAAAUAGUCAACAACUUUUUAGUACAACGUCAGAAGAAAAGAAAGGACUUGUCCUACGACAUUUCCUCCCACGCGAAGACCACUUUGUUUAUGGGGAUUGAUGAAGGUUGACAAAGGAGUAGCAUAAAAUGAUCAUGAUAGAACGAUGGAGCAUUUCUUUUUGUAAAUAAAUAUAUAAAUAUAUUGCAGUAAAUAAUAAAUUUAAACGUUUUUUAAGAAUUUUACAAAAUUCACAGGUCACAGAUGGGGAUAAAAUGAAAUGUAAAAUAAAAAUAUAUCCCUAAAUUCUUGUCUGAUGACCGAAAACUCAUGGAGAUGAAACUUCGUAAACAACUUUUUUUUUAUAUUUAACUUGUCUCUAUAGUUUUUUUAUUAAAAAAAACAAUUCUAACAAUUUUAUAAGGAACAUUUUUUUAUUUACACAAUAAGAGAAUAUUGAUGAAUAAAAAAUAGAAAAUCCAAAGACUGUUGUCCAUAAUUAAUUAGACAUUUUUAGAGUAGUGAUUGUAAUAUUUAACAAGAUUAAAGAUGAGAGAUAAUGCGUAAUGUGGGAGAACCAUUAAUUUUCUACAUAAAAACGAAGGUAAAAUCACUGCCAGAGACAGUUGAAAAAAAAUUCAGUAAAUUUCAUCAAAAUUUCAAGUUUUAAAAAUAAAUUUUGAGAAAAACUAAAAAUUCAUAAGAGCGCAUUUUGAAAGGAAAUCAGGUGCAUUUUCGAGAGAACUUUUAUACGUAAUUAGAUUUUAACUCAAUGUGAUUAACUUAAAUAAGUAAUAAAAGAAAAUAAAGAAAAAAAAGUUGGAGUGAAAUAAAAGAACAAUAUUGAAAGAAAAAUUUAAUGUGGUAGAGAAAUAUUUCGACGGCAUAUUUAUUCCGAAAAAAAUAAAAAUAAAAUGAAAAAAUUCAGCAAUAAUACUUCUUAGUCAAUCAAAUUGAUUUUCUCUCGAGAAAAAAAUGAUGUUUCUAACAACAAAAGUCUCACAUAUCAGCCAGAUUCUCAUUUUAACGUUCCAUUGGAAAAUAUUCUGCCAUAAAUGUGCCAUUUUUAUGUUACAAUUGUCCACUUUUCUAAUAUAAUAAAAAAAGAAAAAUUAAAUUAUUGUAAAAGAAGGAUGACAGAAGCACCAAUAAUCUUUUUUUUUUAAAGAAACAGAGAAAAAUUCAAAAAAAGAAAAAAAUAUUUAUGAGGAAUAGAAUAGAAGGAAGGGAGUGACGGAAAGAAAUAGCAUUUAAAAGAGAACUAUAUGAAAUUUCUGAAAUUGGAUUUAUGAUUAGAAACUUAAUGGUAUAAAAUUGUACGUAUAAAAUUUAAAAAAAAAGAAAUUAUUACUAAAUAAAAUUUAUUAUCUUACAUGGAGAUAAAAAAACAAAUAUUUGAUUUAUUUAUUGAAAGGGAAGCCGAAUUUUCUCAACUAUAAAUUGUACUAGUUGUCAGUUGAUUUAAAUUUUGACAGCUGUCACUGUCACUGUCAAAAUUUCGGGAAAAAAGGUAAGAAAAAGCUUAAAAAUUAUUAUUUCAACAUUUUCUGUUGUUUUCUUUUUCUAACAAUUGGCAAUGGCAAAUAAAAUAAAAAGACAGCAAAAAAAAAUCUUUUUCUGCAACUCAAAUUUAUUAAUCUAUGUCUUUUGCAACUCUCUUAUAAAUCUUAUCCAUGCUUCUUGUAAUAUUUGUUCUUAGCUCUCAAAACAAUAGGAUACUGCCGUUCUUAACAUUCAAGCAGCUGAACAAUUAAAUCAUAACACUGUACCGACUAAUGAAAUAAUUUAUUUAAUGCAGAAAAAGAACUAAGAAAAAAAAGUGAACAAAUAAGCUUAAUCAUCUCUAUUGUAAGUUAAUUAUGCAACUUAUAAUUGUAACAGAGAAAAAAUAAUUACAAAAAAAAACCAACAAUUUGUAAAUGUAUAGUGAGAAAGAUGAAAAAUGUAACAAUUUAAGAAUAAAAUGACUUUAAAUUAGUGAUUUAGAUUCAAAAUUAUCCAUGUGUAAAAGUGACAAAUGGAAAGAUUUAAGAGCAUUGAAUGGAGAAAUUUAAAAUAAAAAAAGAUGUUCAAGAAAAUUAACCAAUUAAAAUCUGGUUUUAGCAGAUGGACCGUGUAUACGAUAGACAAAAAAAAGAUGGUAUGACGAAUGUGAGGAAACAAGAAAAAAAAACAAUUAUAAAUGAUUUUGAUUGUUUUAAAAUAUUAAACACAGGAAAAAUCAAAAA